GAUGCCAAUAGACACAAUCAACUUGGCUGUUGUGAGAGAAAGAGUCUGACUAGUGCGUCGUCGUGUUUUUCCAACUCCGUCUCAUCCAUCUACACAAAUCCUAAAAAUAGCAUCGGUCCCCAACAGAUCGAAAUCAAUUCUUUGCUAGGCAAGAUCAGAGGAUCGUGAGCAAUUGAAAGGUAUGUGGCAUUCAGAAGAUUUCAUGAUAGCUGAUGAAGUGGUUGCUGACGGAGCUCAGUGCCACCGAAGGGUAUCAUUCCCCCAUCAAUCAACAUUUGAAGAAUCCACCAAAUUUUGUGAAAAUAACUACUCUGGAAAGCUAAAUUCCGAUUCUGGCUUUCUAUCUGGAGUCAACAUCAAUGAGGAUUCUGCUGUGAUAACCUCCAGCUCCAUAAAUCUUUCAGACGAACAAGACAGCAUGAAGCUCAAAAGUGCUGCACAGUUCAGUGUCAACGAGAUCAACUUGGAUUACAAAUCUGGGAAAAUAAAUAAUUUGAGCAGUCCGGUAAAACCCCAGAAAGAACUUCCAAGAAGGAUAACCCUGCGUGACCUACUUAGACAGGAUGAGGAUGGAGAUACACCGUUGCAUUUGGCCGUGCUCCAGGGGUUUAUCGAAGUGGUUUUCAGCCUGGUUAGGAUUCUACCCGACCCUCGUCUGCUAGAAAUCCCCAACAAAUAUUUGCAGACGCCACUUCAUUUGGCAGUUUUAACGAAUCAGGCGCCUUUGGUUCGCCGGCUAGUGGUCGGGGGCGCAUCGGUCCUGCUGCGAGAUCGUUUAGGCAAUACACCACUACAUUUGGCCUGUCGUGAUGGGCAUGUUGAUUGUGCCCACGCCUUGCUCCUACCCGUCAGUCACGAAGAACGCCAAUCCGCUUUGUUACCGUUGCACAUUGUCCCACAACCUCUGCCACAGGACUUGGAACAGAAAAAUUACGAUGGUCAGAUGCCGCUCCACCUUGCGGCCAUGAACGGACAUGUUUCUAUAGCGAAAUUACUUUGCUGCUUCGGAGCUAACGUCAACGCCAUGGAAGGCAAAUAUGGACGAACAGCACUGCACUAUUCAGUUGAACGCCGGCAUCCAGCGAUGCUGCACUUCCUAGUGUCCCAGUGUGGCGCACAAACCGAAGCCGAAACCUACUCUGGUUAUACAGCUCAUCAAAUCGCUUCAGUUUCCGAGCCGGUUUUAGCUGCCUUAUUGGCCGACUUGGGCGCGCAAAUUAGGCCUUGCCCACUUGAGAAAUUCUCGAGUGACGAAGAAGAUUUCUCUGACAGCAAAAUGUCGUUGACCGCAUCAUGGAGGCCCCGUUCUGACAAAAAUAUGUCCUUGACGAGUGAAGCCCUUCAUUUGGUAGCCUAAAAUAGCAUCUAUUAUCGUUACACUAAUGUAUGUGUCACUUUACAACUUGUGUAAUUAUGAAAAUAUUUUUUUUUGUUUGGAAAAAGAAACUAUUAUGGGUUGUAGUCGUUUCGUGACAUCAUUACUGUACGGCGUACUGUACAGAAUCAAUAAAAAUUAUCACGUUUUUACGGCUUUA
Molecule: messenger RNA, 1535 nt
Organism: Daphnia pulex (common water flea)
Lineage: Eukaryota; Metazoa; Arthropoda; Branchiopoda; Diplostraca; Daphniidae
Product: NF-kappa-B inhibitor cactus-like
Exons: 7
Coding region: 182-1357 (391 amino acids)
Molecular function (GO): protein binding
Source: RefSeq, a predicted model, not a curated record